AUGCGCCUCGCCACGGUACUUUAUCUCGCCGGAGCCUACUUCCCGAGCACAAUUCUCGCACAGUCUACCACGGCUCCCGCGGUCACCGCCAACCCGCAAGGCGCUCAGUACAUCGCUACGCUUCCGAACAAUGCCACGUGGCCUAUGGGCAGCAUGGUUGUGAGCACAGCUCCAUCAGGCAUGGGCGUCAGCGUGCAGAUCAGUAUCAGCAACCUGCCACCUUCUGGUGGGCCGUUUCACGCGGUGUACUCGAUCAACAUGUUUCCCGUCAACGCGAGCGGCAAUUGUUCGAUAACGGGCGGCCCCCUCGAUCCCUACAAUGUCACAGAAGCGGCGCUUUGCGAUCCAAACAACCCAGCCACUUGUCAAGUCGGUGACAUGUCGGGUAAGCACGGCCCGAUCAAUGGCACAAAUUACGCGGCGAGCUACAAUGACGCAUACCUGUCUACUCAGCCAAACACGACUACAUUCAUGGGCAACUGUAGCCUCGUCGUAUACUUUGCGAACAAGACUCGCCUGAGCUGCGCCAACUUCACGGUACCCGGGCGAUCCUCUUCAAGUUUCGCCUCACCCAUUAUCCUGCAUGCUACAAGCGUUGGAGGUUCGAGCGCUGGAAACAUGCAGCCACUGGCACCAGGCGCCGGUAUAGGAGCCUCCACCGUAGCAGAUGUACAGAUAGCUACGGUGUAG
Molecule: messenger RNA, 690 nt
Organism: Baudoinia panamericana UAMH 10762
Lineage: Eukaryota; Fungi; Ascomycota; Dothideomycetes; Mycosphaerellales; Teratosphaeriaceae
Exons: 3
Coding region: 1-690 (229 amino acids)
Biological process (GO): superoxide metabolic process
Molecular function (GO): metal ion binding
Source: RefSeq, a predicted model, not a curated record